AUGGAUUCGCAGCCGUUGUUAUUACGCCGUACCAGCAGAUCUUCUCGGUUCGAGAACGCUUCUCUUAUGGAUUCUGUGAAACGGGAUUGCAAACAUAUGCUGCUAGCUUCGCCAGUCAAUGUGUUAUUGGUGUUCGUUCCCCUCGGUUUGAUCUGGGGCUAUGCGGACUUAUCGCAUACCUGGGUGUUUACCUUCAAUUUCUUGGCCAUUGUGCCUUUGGCAGCCAUCUUGGCGAAUGCUACCGAGGAGUUGGCAGAAAAAGCCGGAAGCACGAUUGGUGGGUUGUUGAACGCUACGUUUGGUAACGCUGUCGAGCUGAUUGUGUCGAUUAUCGCUUUGAAAGAAGGCCAAAUUAGAAUCGUCCAGGCGUCGAUGCUUGGAAGUUUGUUGUCUAACUUACUACUGGUUUUGGGAUUCUGCUUCGUCUUUGGAGGCUACAACAGGGUGCAGCAGUCGUUCAACCAGACUGCGGCCCAAACCAUGUCUUCGCUCUUGGCCAUUUCAAGCGCUUCCUUGCUGAUCCCAGCCGCGUUCAGAGCUACGAUUCCACACAGCGCCAAGGGCGACGGAGUCAUCCAAGAGAAAAUCUUGUCGCUCUCGCGCGGCACUGCAAUCAUCUUGCUGAUCGUUUAUGUGUUAUUUCUGGUGUUUCAGUUGGGUAGCCACCGUGAGAUUUUCGAACAGCAGGAAGAGCAGACCGAAGAGGUACUGAGCCAAUACUCGAACGAGCUCGGUAGCCACUCCCUGAGCGCCAAGUCGGCCCUGGCGUUUCUAGUGGUCUCCACUGUGGUCGUUUCUAUCUGUGCCGACUUCCUGGUCGGCACCAUCGACAACGUCGUCGAGUCUACUGGGCUGUCCAAGACAUUCAUCGGUUUGAUUAUCAUCCCGAUCGUCGGUAACGCGGCCGAGCACGUCACUUCCGUCCUGGUCGCCAUGAAGAACAAGAUGGAUCUCGCAUUGAGCGUCGCCAUCGGCUCGUCUCUACAAAUCGCCCUGCUGGUCACGCCCGUCAUGGUCCUAGUCGGCUGGAUGAUCGACGUUCCAAUGACCUUGAACUUUUCCACCUUCGAAACCGCCACUUUAUUCAUCUCGAUAUUCCUGUCCAACUACUUGAUCCUCGACGGUGAAUCAAACUGGCUAGAGGGCGUCAUGUCUCUCGCAAUGUAUCUUCUGAUCGCCAUUGCCUUUUACUACUAUCCUGACGAGCAAGCUAUGCUAUAA
Messenger RNA from Torulaspora globosa, 1221 nucleotides. It is a transcript of the gene VCX1, whose product is annotated as Vcx1p. The record is from RefSeq and is a predicted model, not a curated record. Gene Ontology annotation, cellular component: fungal-type vacuole membrane. Gene Ontology annotation, molecular function: calcium:proton antiporter activity. Gene Ontology annotation, biological process: intracellular calcium ion homeostasis; calcium ion transmembrane transport. Lineage: Eukaryota; Fungi; Ascomycota; Saccharomycetes; Saccharomycetales; Saccharomycetaceae. The transcript has a single exon. Bases 1 to 1221 code for a protein of 406 amino acids.